UCAUCACAGGCAUCAUUGCCUCACGGUUGAAAUUCUCAAACCGAUUUGAAGAAAAUAUUCCUAACACAUUAAUAAACCAGCCGACUACGAUGAAAACUAGUAACGAAGCCACAGUAAUCAACGUCAAUAAUGACCUUUAUAGUAAAAAGAAUAAAGUUCUGGUUUAGAGCGCGGGUGAUACAGAAGUAUUCAAAGGUACAUGUUAAGUUAGAAACAGUUUUGUGACCAUCGUCGCGUCGACCGGCCGCGUGCAAGGCGCGCCGCGAACUCAGUGGGAAGAAGCCAUACGAUCACAUACCAGGAGCUUGCCACAGGAAACGAUCACCGACUCCCAAUUGAACAAAGUGACCCUUUAGACCACUGGACACAAAAGUUAUAGAAGAUGUCGAAGAAAGUAAUAGAAGUUAAGGGGCAGACGAGUCCCAGCAGCAGCGGCGAAAAUGUUUCGGAGAAAACCCCGCUCAUAGGCAGCAAGGAUGAAGGCACUGGUCAACGCCAAGGUCUGUCCAUGGAGCAGACGGCAAUCCUUAUAGCUGGGGAGAUGGCUGGCAGCGGCGUGCUGGCUCUACCACGAGCUCUCGCCAAGACUGGAUGGGUUGGAGUUCCGCUCAUCGUGUUGGUAUGCGUGGUGGCAGCGUUCAGCGGCAAGCGGCUUGGGGACUGCUGGUCCAUUCUGGAGGACCGCGACCCGGAGAUGAGGACCCGCAAGAGGAACCCCUACGCCAUUAUUGUAGAACAGGCGCUUGGCAAAACUUGGAGCAUUGUGGUAUCGAUGGCCAUGAUAGUGACUCUGUUCGGCGCGUCCGUGGUCUACCUGCUGCUGUCUGCACAGAUCAUCGAGGCCGUGCUGACCUCCCUCGUCCCAACCAUCACCAUCUGCACCUGGUACCUCAUCGUCGUUGGUGCCAUGACGCCACUUCUCUUCUUUGGAACACCUAAAGACUUCCAUUUAAUGGGAAUCCUCGCUUUCGGUUCAUCGUUACUGGCCUGCAUCCUGUACUUCAUUGAGAUGAUGAACGAGGCGACUCCCUUCACUUACCGCUACGGAAUCCACGGAUUCAUGGACUUCUUCUUAGCGUACGGAACCUUCAUGUUCGCGUUCGGCGGAGCCUCUACCUUCCCCACCAUACAAAAUGACAUGGCCGACAAGAAACAGUUCGGGAAGAGCCUUCACUACAGUUUCUUUGCGGUACUAGUACUGUACCUGCUCGUGGCGAUUGGAGGAUACAUGGUCUACGGCGAGCGCGUGCUGCCUAACCUGGCCCUCUCGAUGUCUCCAACACCGCUGACCCUGGCUGCCAACGUGCUGAUGGCCAUCCAUUUACUCUCCGCGUUCGUUAUCAUUAUUAACCCUGUUUGCCAGGAGAUCGAGGAACUCUACAAUGUCCCCAGAGAUUCCGCUGGCUGGCGCAUGAUAGUCCGUCUUUCCAUAAUGGCUGCGAUCUUGUUCAUCGGCGAGAGCAUUCCUCGGUUCUACACUCUUCUGGCUCUUAUCGGCGCCACCACCAUCGCUCUCCUCACUUACAUCCUGCCAUCAGUAUGUUACCUGAAACUGAUCAGUCAACCACCCAGAGAGGGACAGACGCCUGUUGAAACUCCAGGAUGGAGGAAGAUGGUGUGCUACGAGGUGAUUGUCCUGGGUGUGGUGGGAAGCAUCGCUGCCUCUAUCAGUGCUAUGAGCGCCAUCUUCAGCACAUCCAUGGCCGUGCCCUGCUACUUGUGAUCACAUAUCAAAAUAGGAGUCGACCUGAUCACACUGCGAAGGACACUGUCACACUUCGUGUUAUAGCAAUAUAUCGAUGUAUAAACGUAGUAUUUGAUAUAAACUUGUAUCUUUAGAUAUUUUUAUACCAUAUAGAGUUUUUCUUUUAGAAAUAAGUACCGUCUUUGCUUCAAGUUUCAGCAAUACAUCAAUUUUACUAGUUUGUAACGCACCAUUAAAGUUGUUAAGUAUUGUCAGUUUGUCACGUCUUGACUAACUGCCGAAUUUGCUCGAUAGUCGUAAGGCCUUAUUAUUAAGAUUCUUUUGCCAUUUUGACGAGAUUACUAGUUUAAUCCUUUAAGAAUCUGUUCCAAUAUGUACCAAUUAGCAUUUAAAUCGCCGCAUUUUCAUUAUGAACACUGACAAUUAUGAAUUAGGUAGAGAUAUUCCAUAGCUACAUCUAGGUACCUGUCGUGUGCCGCUGUGCUAGGGCUUACCUCUUACUUCUACAUAACUGCAAACAGCUGCUCUGUUCCACAACUGCAUAAAUAUUGCUUUAAGACGUGAUGGUAGGCCCUCAGGUUUUCUGGCGCCCUUUUAGCAUUGUUACGCUUCAACACGCAACACAUCGUCAUACGAAAUAAAUGGUUAAGUUUAA
Molecule: messenger RNA, 2360 nt
Organism: Trichoplusia ni (cabbage looper)
Lineage: Eukaryota; Metazoa; Arthropoda; Insecta; Lepidoptera; Noctuidae
Gene: os
Product: amino acid transporter AVT1D-like
Exons: 9
Coding region: 383-1723 (446 amino acids)
Biological process (GO): amino acid transmembrane transport; L-alanine transport
Cellular component (GO): vacuolar membrane
Molecular function (GO): L-alanine transmembrane transporter activity; L-proline transmembrane transporter activity
Source: RefSeq, a predicted model, not a curated record